Molecule: messenger RNA, 7731 nt
Organism: Mytilinidion resinicola
Lineage: Eukaryota; Fungi; Ascomycota; Dothideomycetes; Mytilinidiales; Mytilinidiaceae
Product: reducing type I polyketide synthase
Exons: 4
Coding region: 1-7731 (2576 amino acids)
Biological process (GO): fatty acid biosynthetic process; secondary metabolite biosynthetic process
Molecular function (GO): fatty acid synthase activity; oxidoreductase activity; 3-oxoacyl-[acyl-carrier-protein] synthase activity
Source: RefSeq, a predicted model, not a curated record
AUGGCCUUCCAGUUUCCUUCGGGUGCCGUGACUGAAGAUGCGUUCUGGGAGAUGCUGACCUCUAAGCACUGCGCCUCGACCGAUUUCCCAGCCGACAGAAUGAACAUUGAUGCUUUCUAUAGUCCAGACCCUAAGAAGCCCAAUUCUGUUCACACAAAGAAAGCCCACUUCCUUCGCGACGACAUCCGCAACUUUGAUGCCGCCCACUUCAACAUUACUCCCGCCGAAGCCGGCGCCAUGGACCCCAACCAGCGUGGGCUGAUGGAAACAACCUACCACGCCCUCGAAUCCGCCGGUAUUCCAGCCUCCUCCAUCGCUGGCACAAACACCUCCGUGCACGCUGGCUUUUUCUCCACAGAUUUUAUGACCUUCAACCUACGUGACCCACUCCGCAUCCCCAAGUACUACGCGACGGGCGCUAGCUCCUCAAUUCUGUCUAACCGCAUAAGCUGGUUCUUCAAUCUGCGCGGGCCGAGCAUGACAAUUGACACGGCCUGCUCGUCGGGCUUGGUGGCGCUGCAUCUGGCGUGCCAGGGCUUGUGGGUGGGCACCAGCGACAUGGCCAUUGUCGCAGCUGCCAAUUUAAUCCUCUCACCAGAGCUCAACAUCGCACUCAGCAACAUGAACUUCCUUUCUCGCGACGGAAAAUGCUAUUCUUUUGACCACCGCGCCUCGGGCUACGCGCGCGGCGAAGGUUUUGCUGUGCUGGUUUUGAAGCCCCUUUCCAAAGCGCUAGCGGCCGGAGAUACAAUUCGCGCCCUCGUAAGGAGUACGGCAAGUAAUCAAGACGGGCAUACGAGUGGUGGCAUUACCCAACCAAGCAAUGAUAUGCAGACCCAGCUCAUCCGCUCCACAUACACAAAAGCUAGUUUAGAUAUGCGGGAGACACGUUUUUUUGAGGCGCACGGCACCGGCACCGCAGUUGGAGAUCCCAUCGAAGCACGCGCGAUAGGUGAGAGUUUUCGGGAGUAUCGAUCAGACGACCAGCCACUGUACGUUGGGGCGGUCAAAUCCAAUGUGGGGCAUUUGGAGGGUGCGAGCGGCCUUGCGGGGGUGAUAAAAGCGGUGCUCGCACUCGAGAAGGGAGUCAUACCGCCGAACACCAACCUUGAAGAGCUGAACCCGGGCAUCGACGACAAGUUCUUCCGCUUGAACUUUCCACGGGAGUGCGUGCAGUGGCCAGAAGGCGGAAUCAGAAGAGCGUCUGUUAACUCGUUCGGAUAUGGAGGAGCCAACGCUCAUGCUAUCCUCGACGAUGCCUACUCUUACCUUCGCUCAAAACAACUGAAUGGAAACCAUUCUACUUUGCCAAUACAGCCGGGCAUCAACGGUUGUGUGAGCGACCACCAUACGAACGAGGAGUUUGGGAAUGGCGUAGGCUACCACAAUUAUCAUCGAGAUGAGCCACUUCCAGCAUCCGUUGAACCAGAUUUCACCCCAAAGCUCCUCAUUUUCUCUUCUUCGGACGAGUCCGGAAUUACUCGUCAAAUCACUGCCCACAGCUCCUAUCUUCGACAACUCAAUCCUUCAACACUCUCCACCCUGCUCCCACAUUACUCCCACACCCUCCACACCCAUCGCACAAUGCUCAACUUUCGAUCGUACGGCAUUCUCACAUCCCAAAAUGAACUCCUCUCCGUCCCAACUCUGAUGUCCAGACCACUUCAGGCCCAAGGCACCGAUCCUCGUCUUGGCAUCGUCUUCACAGGCCAAGGCGCUCAGUGGCACGGCAUGGGACGUGAACUUUUAUCCGAGCCCAAAUUUCUGACCAGUGUACAGCGAUCGCAGACGUAUCUUGAAGAGCUGGGAUGUACGUGGUCACUGAUCGAGCACCUCAGUAAUGAGAGAUAUGCUGCAUCUGUUGGCCAGGCGCAGUAUAGCCAGGUACUGACAACAUCUGUGCAACUAGCCCUGGUGGAUCUAAUAGUAUGGCUCGAGAUCAAUUCUUCAGUCGUGGUAGGGCACUCAUCCGGUGAGAUAGCAGCGGCUUAUGCCGCGGGACACAUCUCCCAAUCCUCCGCAAUCCGGGUGUCGUACUACCGUGGUCUUCUAGCAUCAAAAUUGGAGAAUGAGCAGACAUUAAAGUACUCCAUGGCUGCUAUAGGUCUGUCGCGUGCAGAUACCGAGUCUCACAUCAAACUGCUAGGCGCAAAACCAGAUUCUGGAGUGAAGGCUGAAACAAUUACAAUAAGCUGUAUCAAUAGCCCUUCUAACGUUACUGUAUCCGGUCCUGAUCAUGUUGUCGACACUCUCGUUGAAUAUCUGGUGGGAAAGCAGGUCUUUGCGCGGAAACUGAAAGUAGGAUUGGGAUACCAUUCCCCCCAGAUGGCCCAAAUCAGCAGCGAAUAUCUUCAUAUUCUCGACGACCUCGAACUGAAAAAAGGAGACUCGAAAAUCCGACCUAUGAUGGUGUCUUCUGUUACAGGCCGGAUUACCGACGCCUCAACCGUGUGCUCUGGAGAGUACUGGGUCCGCAACAUGGUCUCUCCUGUCAACUUCUUCGGCGCACUGUGCUUCUGCGGUUCGAUCUCCAAGUCAGUCCCUAUCAAUAAACGCUUAGACCUUAGCCACACUACCGAGCUGCGUAUUGACGGCUGGCUGGAAAUCGGGCCACAUUCUGCGCUGCAAGGUCCCAUCCGCGAAACCCUAAAAUUCCUCUCCCGCGAAAAUGAAGUCAUCUAUACCUCUGCGCUCGUCCGUCACAAAUCUGCACUCUCAAGUGUUCUUUCCGCAGCCGGACACCUCCACUGUCUAUCCUUCCCGGUGAAUAUGUCGCACGUAACUCUCCUUGGUCUCUCGUCUGCCCAGCGAAGAUCUCUAAAAGUGUUGCCGAAUCUCCCUCGGUACUCCUUCAACCACUCUAGCCUUCAUUGGGAGGAGCCACAGUCCAACAAAACCUUCCGAUUUCGGAAGCACGGUAACCACGACCUGCUCGGCGCCAAAAUCAGCGAGCCCAACCCGGCGGAGUCGCAGUGGAGAUUCAUCAUCAGGGAAGAUGACAUGCCAUGGGUCCAGGACCACAAAGUCAAUGGCGCCAUUUUGUAUCCUGCCGCGGGCAUGAUCGUCAUGGCAAUCGAAGCUGCUAAACAGCUGAUGGAAGAUCAUACCCCUGUAGCUUUCGAGUUAGAGGACGUAGAAGUCCCCGCACCAAUAAUGAUAACUUCAGCACCAGAAGGAGUUGAGACACGCAUUAAUAUGAGUGCCAGUACGAAAGGUGCAAAGGGGGAAACGGAUUACAAAUUUCGCAUUUUCCUCUGCAAAGCCGAUGAUAGCCCAUUAGUAGUAUGCUCCGGUACGAUACGUGGAGACUACAAGCGCGGAAUUUCAGAUGUCGACCAAGGGAUGGAGGCCAGAGAAAAGGCCGCACGUUUAAGAUCCGAGUUUGAAGAUACGGUCAUAGGGUGCACGCAGACUGUGGGCCAUGAUGAGCUGUAUCAAGUCAUCCGCAAUGAGACGGGCCUUGACUACGGUCCUGCAUUCCAAGCGCUGGAUAGUAUUUGCUUUGACGGUUCUGGGCGAGCGGUUGCCACUGUUCUUCCUCAAGAUAUUGGGUCGACGUCCGCCUACACAGUACAUCCCACCAGGCUCGACGGUAUAUUUCAACUCACGUUUGCGGCACUGGGUGCCAUGAGGCAGGCGAAAACCAUGGUACCGACUUUUUUGUCGAGGCUGUGGAUUCCAGUUCUCGGAUUUGGGCACCCUAGUCACGCCCCCGAUAAGGCAUACGCCAAGAUCAAGAAAGUAUCCCAGCGCACGGUCGUUGUCGACAUCAAGACUGUUGGUGGCACUAACACGCUGCCAAAAGCCGAGAUCGAUGGCUUGGAGGUGACAGUCAUGGCAUCAAACAUUGAAGUCGCCAAAACGCUCGCCGAUGCAAAAUACACCUGCUCACACAUAGAGUGGAAAGUCGAUCUGGAUACUCUUGAGAUGAGGGAGAUACAGGAGUACUGCGAAGCGGCAAGAUCCACAAAGCCUGAGCCUGUGGAAUACUUCAACAACAUGGAUGUAUUGGUGUUCCAGUACGGAAUAAGAGCGCUUCAGGAAGUCAAAAGACAAGGAGGUUAUGUUGCACCAAAUAUGGAACGAUAUGCUGCGUGGCUGCGUGAGCGGAUCCACUUGACCUCUUCUCCGCCCGCAAAGAGCGAUGCUGAGCUCGACCGACUCUGCGAAUCCGUUGUCCAUACUACCCGUGGUCAGCUUCACAUCACCAUAGGCCAACAUCUCGCAGAAUUUAUUCGCGGUGACGCUGAUCCGCAGCAAGUUAUAUUCGCUGACGAGGCAAUGAUCACAGAGUUCUACCGCGAAUUGAUGGAAGAUACAACUGGCCUUGAUCCUUUCAAUCGAUACUUGGAUGCACUAGUGCACAAGACCCCGGGCUUGAAGUUUCUAGAAGUAGGCGCCGGAACAGCUUCGUCGACGACAGCGAUUUUGAAAGUGAUUGGAAAUCCCGCCAUUGGCCCACGAUUUGAAGAGUACAUGUUCACAGACAUCACCCCAUUCUUCAUAGAACAAGCACGUGUGAAAUUUGCCGAGCAUGCUGGAAUGAAGUAUCAAGCCUUGAAUAUCGAGCAAGAAUUGUCGGAUCAAGGAUUCGAGGCGAGCGCGUACGACGUUGUAGUUGCGGACAACGUAAUACAUGCGACGAGAAACCUACAUGUCACACUCGGAAACAUACGAAAGCUACUUCGUCCAGGUGGAAAGCUAAUCUUGAAGGAACUAGUGACCCCAGAGCGCCUGCUUACUGGUUUCGCGUUUGGUCUUCUUCCGGGAUGGUGGCUGGGCUGUGAAGCGGAGAGACAGAGAAGUCCUCUAGUUCCUGAGAGAAGAUGGGAUGAGAUCUUAAAAAAGUGUGGCUUUUCAGGAACCGACCUGAUUUUCCGAGAUCAUAUGAGGCAUGAGCCUCACAUCUGGACUAUCAUGAUAUCAACUGCUACUGACGCCCCCGGCGCUUCAAGCGCUUUGAAAGUUAGGCCUGUCACUUCACCGGCUUUCAUAAUCGAUCCAACUUCAAGUAGUCAGAAAGCAGUAGCAAUCAGCAUCGCCUACGAGCUUGGUCAUCCAAACGACCCUAAGUUACUCACUCUUUCCGAAGCGGGUCUCCUUUGCGGUAAAGAACCCGAGCCGCAAAACUACAUCUUCCUAAAUGAAAUGGAUCGUCCAAUAUUACGAGACAUCCAAGAAUCGGACUUUUUCAGUAUCCAAAAGAUUCUCCAAUCAGCGCGCAGCAUUCUCUGGGUAAAGCAAGGCCGGGGGGGCAGUGCUCCAUUAUGCCCCGACUUUGCCAUAAGUGACGGUCUGUGUCGCGUCUCACGGCGUGAGAAUAACAACGUCAUUGUUUCUCUAGCCUUGGAAGAUACAAGCCUUGCGUCAGUUGCCCACAUAGCCAAAGUCUUCAGAAUCACUCAGGACGCAUUGCAAACUGAUACCUUUGACUAUGAGCCUGAGUAUUCAGAGAUGGACAAGAGGCUGUGUGUGAAUAGACUUUGUAGAGCAAAGUAUCUGGAUGAGCAUGUUCUUAGGCGGACUGCGCGGCCCGUCCUGCAUCAGAGAAUCGGAGAAAAAAGACUGGAAAUGGGCAUUCGCGCCCGAGGUCUUCUAGACACGAUCGAAUUCUCCGAGGACUCCACGUUUGGCAGGCCACUUGGCCCCAGUGAAAUCGAUAUCGAGGUGCAUGCAAUCGGGAUAAACUACAAAGAUUGCUUGACCUUGCUUGGUAAGUACGACUCGGAUUACCUUGGAUCCGAGUGCUCCGGCAUUGUAAGCAAAGUUGGAAAAGGUGUUACCGAGUUCAAAGUUGGCGAUAGGGUUCUUGUCGGCAACCUUGGCGUCUUCAAGACCUACGUCCGCACUACUGAUCAAGCGGUCAUUCGAAUUCCCUGCACGAUGACUUUUGUCGAGGCAGCGUCAAUUUUUACGGCGUACUGUACCGCAUACUAUUGCCUCAUUGACAUAGCCCGUCUUCGAAAAAGUGAUACCAUUCUUAUACAUGCCGCUGCUGGGGGAACAGGGCAGGCAAUGAUUCAGCUUGCACAGUACGUCGGCGCCGAAGUGUUCACCACGGUCGGCUCAGAGACGAAGAAGAAGCUCUUGAUGAACGUAUACGGUAUUCCGGAUGACCAUAUCUUAUAUUCGAGGGACGACUCCUUCGCAGACGGCAUAAAGCGUAUGACAGGCGGACGUGGACUGGACGUCGUCAUCAAUUCUCAGCAAGGGCGACUUCUCGAGGCGUCCUGGGAAUGUAUCGCCCCUUUCGGUCACUUCAUUGAUAUAGGGCUGAAAGACGCGUUUUUGAGGGGCCACUUACCAAUGCAUGUUUUUACACGGACUGCUUCAUUUUCUGGCGUAAAUCUGGCUGCCAUGUGCGAGCGCAAAGACGGACUCAACAAGAGGUUGAUGAAGGAAGUGAUGAAUCUCUUUGUGAAUAAGAAGCUUCAGGUUGGAAGCCCGCUCAAUAUCUACCCUCUUGAAGAGGCUGAGCAGGCUAUCCGCUUCCUCCAGAGCGGAAAAAGUUCAGGCAAGAUUGUUCUGAAAGUAGACAAGGGCGCGUCACUUCCGAUUGUACAAGGCUCAGAAUCAAAAUACUGCUUCCAUGAAGACGCCACCUACGUGAUUGCGGGUGGUCUUGGUGGAAUAGGCCGCAGUAUGGCGCGGUGGCUCGUUCACCGUGGUGCACGCAAUCUCAUCCUUCUUUCUCGAUCUGGUCCGCACGGCAGUGAACAAGCGCAGGAAAUGUUGGCUGAGAUGUGCGAGGCUGGAGUCAAUGUACAAUGCCCUUCCUGCGAUAUCACGGAACUGUCGUCACUGAGGAGUGCGCUACUGGAAUGUUCAAAGACAAUGCCGCCAAUUCGGGGCUGCAUCCAAGCCGCCAUGGUUCUUCGAGAUUCCACCUUCAUUAAUAUGUCCAUAGAAGAAUGGCAACAGGCGACUCAGCCAAAAAUCCAAGGAUCUUGGAAUCUGCACCUUGCACUGCCUUCUGGAAUGGCUUUCUUUAUCCUGCUGUCUUCCUUCUGUGGCAUCUUUGGCAACGCCGGCCAGUCCAACUACUCAGCCGGCAAUACUUACCAAGACGCCUUUGCAGGCUACCGCACCUCAAUCGGAGAAAAGACUGUUGCUCUGGACUUGGGAAUUGUGCUCGGGGAAGGGUUCGUGGCUAACAGUCAAGAAGUCCUGGAUCGCCUACUAAGACUGGAUCUACUCCGUCCAAACACGCUGCCCGAGAUCUUUGCCUUGAUUGAUUACUAUUGUAACCCCGAUCUUGGGUCAAUUGAGCCGUUCCAAAGCCAGGUUGUCACCGGCUUUGAAUUACCUGCCGACAUUGAAGGAAAAGGAAAAGAGAUUCCCAAUGCAAUGCUUCAGCGCAUUUUUCGUUGCAUGCAGCAAGCCGAAGGAUCGCACAAGCAUUCGCUGGCUUCAAACUCGAAAGUCCAAUCGUUUAGAACUGCAUUUGCUAGCGCCGCGUCGUCAAGUUUAGGCAGUCUUGUCGUGUUGGAAGCAUUGCGAGUAAAGCUGAGCAGGGUCUUGGGCUUGUCAAUCGAGCAUAUUGAUCUCGAUUCGGCGUUAGAUAGCUUUGGAGUUGAUUCAUUGGUUGGGUUGGAGCUGCGGAACUGGCUGGCUAACGAGACCGGUGCCGAUCUUGCUGUCUAUGAAAUCCUCGGUGGGGCGACAUUGAAGAGUAUUGCGGAGACGGUCACAUCAAAGAGUUCUAUACGCCCAGAGAGUUGGAAUAAGUAA